Messenger RNA from Dovyalis caffra, 575 nucleotides. The record is from the annotation of a GenBank genome assembly. Lineage: Eukaryota; Viridiplantae; Streptophyta; Magnoliopsida; Malpighiales; Salicaceae.
AAUUGAAUGCAGCUGGCCUAAGAUUUUGGAAUUUCACUUUGCAUGUGAAACACCCAUACGAGUUCCGUAUGAAUCAUAAUCCUUGUUCUCGAGGAUCACGCCUCCAUGAUAGAAAUUGGUCCCCUGCUACGAAUCUCUGUCGGAAGAAAAAGGGUACAGAACAAAGAAAGGACCAACCAAAUUCUACGAACCCUCGUGAAAAGGACAGAGGUAAGCGUGGGGUCAAUCGCGUGAACGAAGCAUGUGAUGAUUUGGACUUUGACUCUUUCGUUCAUAGGCUCCUUUUGGAAAGUUUAGUUCCGGUUUUUGAUAUGAGGGUUAGGUUUGCGGCAAAAGUAGAGGGGACAGGUGCACCAUUUGAAGGAGACAACUCCCAACAUUUCCAAUCAUUAGAUAAGAUGGAACAAACUACCUCACAAGAGGAGGUAGACUGGAUAGGAGAAGACGGAGAAAAGCUAUCCCACAACCAGAAAGUUCAUACACUUACCAGGUCAAAUAGCUGCUCUCUGCCUUAUAGAAAACCUGGCCAUGCAAUCAAGGAUGGCGCUGCAUGCUUCAGUAAACGACAUCUCUAG